UCCCAUUUUAUUUUGUUUACCAUCAUCUCUGUAAGUCUCUCCUAUUAUCUCCCAUUCUCUCCCUAUUAAAAUUAUCUCCCAUUCUUUCAAACAAAAACAAACGCUGCUUCGGCACGCUUUCUAACAAAAGCUGCUUCCGCACGCUGUCUAACAAAAGCUGUUUGGGCAAACUUUGAUAGGCAGGGUUGAACGUGGAGAACUCCGCCAUCUAAUUUCUUCUCCUUCCUCCAGCCCAGCCCAAACAAAGAAAAGCAAUCAGAUGAGAUGAGAUGUAAAAAUAUUACAGCAAAAGGUGAGCAAUCAACAGCACGGCAAGCCAUCACGAUCGAUGGAUAGUCAGAGAGAGCAAAGGAACCAGCAGUAGAUAAAGCAGAAAGUCAAGACAGAAGCCAGUGGAGGCAAAUACAAUAGGACAAUAGCAACAGGAAUCUGGAAACCCACCGGAUCUACGAGCUUCAAAAUCUUCACUUCCCAGAUCGGCCGUUGACACACCACCUCUAUGCCCAAAACCGUCAAAUAUCACCGAUCUAGGCACUUAGAUGGGCGAGAAGUGAGAUCUCCGUACACAAAGAAUCACUGUUUGGGCAAAAACAUAAACAAAAGCUGCUUCGGCACAGAGGUGGUGUUGCAAAGGGAAGAGAGAGGAGCAAAGAAGAAAAGAUAACUUGAGAAAUAAAAGGGGUUUGACGUGUCCUUCUUCCUACAUUUAUGUGCCAUGCGAAAUUGAUGUGGCUCAUUUUUUCUGGUGGGUUGCAAUCCGGCGGGUUCUGUGGUUUUUUAUUUUAUUUUAUUUUUUUUUGGCGUGGGUGACGGCGUGGGUCAGUGUGGUGGUUGUGGUUUUUGGCGGGGGUCAGUGUGGUGGUUGGGGUUUUUGGCGUGGGUCACCGUGGUGGUUGUGGUUUUUGGCGUGGGUGACCGGUGCUUAAAGGAAGAGGUGGGUAUGGCUGAAGUGGGUUGUGGGUCGUGGUUGGGUUGUGGCUGAAGUGGGUUGUUGGACGUCGGAGAUCGCCAGUGUUUGGGUCCAGCGAGGUCAUGGCGAGAUCGGCGUGGGUCACGGUGAUGGGUUUGGUGGAGAUCGGCGUGGGUCAUUCUCUCCCAUUUUUCUUAUGUCCCUAUCCCAUUCUCUCUCAUUUUAAUAGGGACAUAAGAACUACUUUCUCUUAUUUCUCCGGGGAAAAAAAAAAAAAAAAAAAAAAAAACAAAGAAAAGCUGCUUCGGCACACUGUCUAACAAAAGCUGUUUCUGGGCAAAGUUUGAUAGACAGGGUUGAACGUGGAGAACUCCGCCAUCUAAUUUCUUCUUCCUCCAGCCCAGCCCAAAAAAAGAAAAGCAAUCAGAUGAGAUGUGAAAAUAUUACAGCAAAAGGUGAGCAAUCAACAGCACGGCAAGCCAUCACGAUCGAUGGAUAGUCAGAGAGAGCAAAGGAACCAGCAGUAGAUAAAGCAGAAAGCCAAGACAGAAGCCAGUGGAGGCAAAUACACUAGGACAGUAGCAACAGGAAUCUGGAAAUCCACCGGAUCUACGAGCUUCAAAACCUUCACUUCCGAGAUCGGCCGUUGACACACCACCUCCAUGCCCAAAACCGUCACAUAUCACCGAUCUAGGCACUUAGAUGGGCGAGAAGUGAGAUCUCCGUGCACAAAGAACCACUGCUGGAGAUGGUGGUGAUCGAUGAGCGAGGAGCUCGAGGCCAAUUCUGCUAUGGCGGCUGGGUGGAGAGAUCUCAGAUUAGAGCGUUCGAAACUAUGCGGGUCAGGUUAAACCGAUACAGCCUGUUUGCUGCCCUACCCGGUUCUAUAGGGCCUGAGUUCGGCCAGCUCCAUGAUGAAAUCGGUCUGUGAUUUGCCUUUACUUGAUGUCUCUAACUCAAACUCAAACUCAAACUCACCAACUCGACUCAGAUCUGGUAACUACUGCUCUGUAUGUUUUCUUUCUUUGGUUUGUGAUUUUUGUAGCUAAAAUUUACAAUUGAGCUUGAAUUAUGCACUACAGUGUUUUCUCUUUUGGUCUGUGUUUGUUUGGUACACAAUUGAACUUAUAUUUAUUACGUGCAAAUGGUUUAAUUUAGGAAAUUUUAAAUUGUGAUAUAGAUGCUGCUUAAUUGUUGCUUAUUGGUUCAAAUCAUAAUUUUAAGAGUAAACAGAAUGGCAAAAUACAAAUCGUAUUAGCGUGUAGAAACGAGAAUGUUCUAGAAAGCCCGUGUUCAAUUGAUUUUGGCUCUGAAAUGUAUGACAGUCUGUUGGGUUUGGAGGAAAUAAGGAAAGAAUGUGUUUUGGACAUUGAGAAUGGUUCAAACGGUCUGUUUUGGCACACAAUGGAACUUAUAUUGAGGAUUAUGAUUCUUGUAGCCAUACACAACCUGUAAGAGUUUCAAACGGUGUGGUCUAUGAAAGAUAAUCAUCAUCACUCUAUCUCCAAUCCAUGUGGAAAGAGACAUGUUGUUUGAGGUCUUUUUAACAGCUUUAAAUAGCGCUUCAUCUUUUUUUGUUAGCAAUUUGCCGUCAAUUAUAAUUCUCAUCCUAGGUGAUAGAGCAUUUGUAUAUAUUACUCAACCUCAUCCGGAAAUAUUAUUUCUGGUUGAUCAUUAUUCUCAUGUCAUUUCAAAUGAUUUGCUAGAAUUCAAUCAAGCUACAGCUCCUAGUUGGAAUGAACUCCCAGCAAAUGUGAUCUGUGAAACUGCAAAUCUACUACCUAAUCAUAUGGAUUUUAAAUCUUUGCUAGCUGUUUGCAAACAAUGGAAUUCUGUCAGUCCAGAAAUUACGAGGCCUCCAUUCCCAUUGCUUAUGCUUUCCAAGACAUUAAACACCAAUUGGCGAAGUUUCUUUAAUCUCUGCGACAGCAAACGCUAUAGAUUAGAACUAUCUACAUUUGGAGGAAAACGUUGUUGGGGAUCUCCAUAUGGUUGGGUUGUAUUACUGGAUCCUAAUUCUAAUGCUCACCUUGAACACCUUGAAAAGGGAAAACAGAUCAUUCUUCCAUCACUAAACACAAUUCCAACACUGGCUGCUACAGAAGAGUGGUUUCGCCUUAUACACAAAUUCAUUAUUUUUAAGCAACCUUCCCACGAGUCAUCUUUCCUUGUCAUGGCAAUUUUCGGCCCUGAGAAUAGCUUGGCUUUUGUGAGAGUGGGAGAAGGAGCAGCUUUGAAUAGAAGAGGACAAGAUGAGUGGGUUCUUGUUGCCAAUCCAUAUGAAUUCAAAUUCAAGGAUGUUACAUGUUUUAAUGAUCAAAUAUAUGGACUCUGUGACAAUGGCACGCUCGUGUGCGUUGAACUAGAUGCUGAGGUACAAGUUGUUUCGCCUCAUCCAGAAGAUGUAUGGGAACCCCAGAAACUAUAUUUGGUGGAGUUAUCUGGAAAUCUUUUUGGGGUUUUUCGUUAUGGAUAUUAUUAUCCUUUGAAGAGGAGGUACGAGACUGUGUCUUUUUUGGUCUACAAGUUCAACUUCGAUGCAUCAUCUUGGGUAGAAGUGACAGACUUGGAAGAUCAUGCUGUCUUUGUUGGUGAUGGCAACUCCUGGUGCUGUCCUACAAUCACCAUAUCUAGCAGUAGUAAUAGCAUCUACUUCACAGACGACAACUGGGAUUGGCAAAUGUACCCAGGAGGUGAAUAUGGAGGAUGUGAUGUCGGAGUGUUUGACAUGGAAACUGCAGUAAUUCAACCCCUUCCAUUCGGUGUGGACAACCCUUCUUCCUAUUCUCGACCAAUUUGGGUUACAACUACUAUGUGAUUGCAUUAGCUUAUUUUCCAUUUUAUUAGCUUGUCUGUUUAUGUACUUUGAUUUCUCUAAUAUUGUUUGGCUUAAUUGAAGAUGUUAUGACUUCUUUGGCGGCCAAAUACAAUUUGACAUUUUGGUUGUAAGCAGGACAAAAUAUUAAACCAAUUUCUAGAAUAUGUAAGUUCUGUUGCUGUCAA
Messenger RNA from Quercus robur (English oak), 3913 nucleotides. Its product is annotated as F-box protein At2g26160-like. Bases 2436 to 3728 code for a protein of 430 amino acids. The transcript is spliced from 4 exons. The record is from RefSeq and is a predicted model, not a curated record. Lineage: Eukaryota; Viridiplantae; Streptophyta; Magnoliopsida; Fagales; Fagaceae.